AUGAAGGUUGAAGCCCGCUUCUUCUUGUACAUCCUGCAGGUCGUGGAUUUGCCGACCGGCUCUGUGAAAAGCUUUGUGCUGGACAAUGACCCAAUCCCUCGAGCUAUGCUGUCAGUGGAUCCCACCUUUGCCCUGCUCAAGCAGAGCACACCGAUGUCAUUGCUGCUCGAGGCACGGAGGAGGUUGUUUGGGAGCGGGGCAUCGUUCACCCCUGAGCGCUUCUUGUACGAGAAUGUUGGAGAUGUGUCUCUGUUGGCGCCUUCUGAGAUGGAGGAGCAGCUGAAGCUUGCAGUGGAGGAGUUGAUGCGAACUCCAGCAGCCCUCAUGCAAGCUCUGUUGGACCACUCGCAUGGCAGCUACUCCCAGGAGCUGUAUGCAGCCGCGCGCCAGUUGGAACAGCGCUAA
Coccomyxa subellipsoidea C-169 is the source of this 405-nucleotide messenger RNA. RefSeq lists its product as hypothetical. The record is from RefSeq and is a predicted model, not a curated record. Bases 1 to 405 code for a protein of 134 amino acids. The transcript has 3 exons. Lineage: Eukaryota; Viridiplantae; Chlorophyta; Trebouxiophyceae; Coccomyxaceae.